AGAACAGAGCUGAUCUAAGCUUGUGAGGACACAGAACAGAGCAGAGCUAAGGUUGUGAGGACUGAGAACAGAGCAGAGCUAAGGUUGUGAGGACUGAGAACAGAGCAGGUCUAAGGUUGUGAGGACCGAGAACAGAGCAGGUCUAAGUUUGUGAGCACGUGGAACAGAGCAAGGCUGAGCUUGUGAGGACUCGGAAGAGAGUAGAGCUAAGUUUGUGAGAACGUGGAACACAGCAGGACUAAGCUUGUGAGGACUCCGAACAUACCAGGUCUAAGUUUGUGAGGACGUGGAACAGAGCAGAUCUAAGUUUGUGAAGGUUGUGGGAACUCUGGAGAGAGCAGGGCUAAGGUUGUGGGGUCUGGAUCCAGCUAGUGGACUCAUCUCUCAAUGAAGAGUCUGUGACUGGGAACGUCACUACAGACAGAACACAGAACAUGGCGCAUAAAAAUCAGCAGAGCAGGGCAAGGAUGGGAACAUGGAACUUCUCUUCCUUACGGAUCAAUAGUAGAACUCCCGACGAUGUUGGAUUUGUGCCAAGGCCCAGGUUAUUCUCCUCAGUGAAAGCAGACUUCUGGAAAAGUGAGAAGUCGCCGGGGGAGACGGUCACAGAAGCCAAUGGCAAGGCGAGGCCUCCGGCAGGCCAGGAGUUCAAUGCCGUUAUGUCCAUCGAGGAUGAGGAAGUUGAUCAUGGUCGGAUGAAGACCCUGAGCAACAUGUGGAACAAUAUUCAGGGGAAACUCACCAGAGAAAGAGGUGCUAAGGACCCCACCCCGCCCCAGGGUGCGUCCCCGGGGCCCUCCCCAGCCAGAACCUCUGCGCAGGAAAGGUGCCAUGCCAGCGAGCAGUUCUUCUUCGAGUACCUGGUGGUGGUCAGCCUCAAGAGGAAGACAGAGGGAGGCUAUGAGCCUCAGAUCACGUACCAGUUCCCCAAGUGUGAUGGGAUGCUGAAAUUCCAGAAGCAGGAAGAGGAGAAGACCCUGAAGGCAAUCACCCUGUUCUGCUUCCCUGAGGGGAUCAGCUGGACCCCCCUGACAGAGUACCGCAGUGAGACCUUCUCUUUCGUUUUGACGGAGGUUGAUGGAAGCAGGAGAAAUGGCUACUGCAGGAGACUGCUGCCCCAUGGCAAGGGAGCACGCCCCCCAGAGGCCUAUUGCAUCAUCAGCCGAGUGGCCUGUUUCGGACUCUUCUCAAAGAUCUUCGAUGAGGUGGAAAAGCGGAGGCAGAUCUCCAUGGCGAUGAUAUACCCUUUCAUGCAGAGUCUGCGUGAGGCGCCCUUCCCUGCUCCAGGCCACACGGUCAACAUCAAGAGCUUCAUCCCCGAGUCGGGCACGGAGAUCAUCAGCCUGACCCGGCCCCUGGACUCGUGGCUGGAGCACGUGAACUUCCACACGCUCUUCCGCUGCCUGACCCACAAGGAGGUGCUGCAGGUGUUCGCCGCCACCGUCCUGGAGCGACGCAUCGUCUUCGUCGCCGAGGAGCUCAGCACUCUGUCUCAGGUGAUUCAUGCAGUGACUGCCCUCCUCUACCCCUUCACCUGGCAACACACCUUCAUCUCCAUCGUCCCGGAGAUCCUCAUUGACGUCGUCAUGGCACCCACUCCCUACUUGCUGGGGGUGCAGAAGCACAUGCUGGACUCUGUCACAGAUUAUACUGACUUGCUCAUUGUGGAUUUAUCAGAGGGAGCAGAGAGUACCUUCAUUACCAGUGUGGGGGAUGAGGAUACCAUCCUACCACGGAAACUAGAAGAAGAAAUCCUCCUUGCUUUAAGUGCUAGGAAAGAGAAUUCAACCCCAGAGGAACUGAAGAAGGUGGUGUCCGAAGCCUUCCUGCCCUUCUUCGUGAAGACGGUGGGCCACUUCCGCGGCUACGUGAAGCGCGGCGGCAGAGGCCAGCCGGGCGUCUUCCAGAAGAAGAGCUUCUACAAGGCCGUGGAGCCCAAGGCCACCCGCCAUUUCGUCAAGAGGUUCAUCCAGACGCAGAUGUUCGACCUCUUCGUCCAGGAGGUGGAGCAGCAGCCGGCCUCGACGGAAGGUUUUUUCCAGAAGAAAAUAGCUGAAUACCAGGAAAAGAGAAGAGCAGAAAAGGGAAAGAAAAGCUAAAAUGGAGUCAGUGGGGUCUAGGAACUAGGUCAAUACUGUAGAUAGGCCUGCUUUUGUAAAUAUGGCUUCCAAGAGUAAAUAAUGUAUUUUUUAAUCGAUAGGAUAUCAUUUUUACAUUGUAUAUCUACAUUUGUGGGGGGGGGGGGUUGGUUAAGCUGUUACUGGUUCAUGCUGCUAUAAAGUGGUCGAUUUUGUAGUUUUAAAUAAUUGGGUUGGAGAGGUAUGUUUUGAAGCGCAUACUUUGUCCCGAUGUCUGACACGGGCAAAGGGUCCUAUUCUCUCCUCUCCCACACUGUGUGUCUGAGCCUCCAUUUUACUGCAUCUCCCCUCAUGUGAUGUAGGAAGGGAAUAAAGGCAAAUAAAGAGUUCUUUUAAUGAUCUUUUCAA
Anguilla rostrata (American eel) is the source of this 2486-nucleotide messenger RNA. RefSeq names its product DENN domain-containing protein 2D-like. The transcript has 16 exons. Gene Ontology annotation, cellular component: cytosol; nucleoplasm. The record is from RefSeq and is a predicted model, not a curated record. The coding region runs from base 435 to 2099 and encodes 554 amino acids. Lineage: Eukaryota; Metazoa; Chordata; Actinopteri; Anguilliformes; Anguillidae.